Molecule: messenger RNA, 1837 nt
Organism: Chinchilla lanigera (long-tailed chinchilla)
Lineage: Eukaryota; Metazoa; Chordata; Mammalia; Rodentia; Chinchillidae
Gene: Ero1b
Product: endoplasmic reticulum oxidoreductase beta
Biological process (GO): protein folding in endoplasmic reticulum
Cellular component (GO): endoplasmic reticulum membrane; endoplasmic reticulum
Molecular function (GO): FAD binding; thiol oxidase activity; protein-disulfide reductase activity
Source: RefSeq, a predicted model, not a curated record
GGGCGGGGUCUCCCAGGCAUGAAGCGGGGGCGCGCGGCACUGCUGCCUGAGUCGCUGGUACCACCAAGCGCCCGGCGGUAUCCACCACCUCGGGUCGGCGCGCAGACCUCCACCUCUAGAGGUGCUCUGCCGCCGGGCUCGGUCCCCUGGGGUCGUCGCUCGGCCGCCCUCGGUUCCCGGCCCCGAGGGGCCCGGCCGUCCGCGGCGGGGGGAGGCCAGCAUGAGCCGGGGGGUCCGCCAGGCCAGCGCCGGGCAGGGGGCGGCGGUCGCAGUGCAGCUGCUGGUCACCCUGAGCUUCCUUCCCGGCGUCGUCGAGGCCCAGGUGGCUGGAGUUCUGGAUGACUGCUUGUGUGAUGUUGACAGCAUUGAUAACUUCAACAAUUAUAAGAUCUUCCCCAAAAUAAAAAAAUUGCAAGAGCGAGACUAUUUCCGUUAUUACAAGGUUAAUCUGAAGCGACCGUGUCCUUUCUGGGCAGAAGAUGGCCAUUGUUCAAUAAAAGACUGCCAUGUGGAGCCCUGCCCAGAGAGUAAAAUUCCAGUUGGAAUAAAAGCUGGGCAUUCUAAUAAGUAAUCAAAGCAAAGAAGCUUUCAUUGACUGGGCAAGAUAUGAUGAUUCACAGGAUCACUUUUGUGAACUUGAUGAUGAGAGAUCUCCUGCUGCCCAGUACGUCGACCUUUUGCUGAACCCGGAGCGGUACACUGGCUACAAGGGGCCCUCUGCGUGGAGAGUGUGGAACAGCAUCUAUGAAGAAAACUGUUUCAAGCCUCGUUCUGUUUAUCGCCCUUUAAAUCCUCUGGCACCCAGCCGAGGUGAAGAUGAUGGAGAAUCAUUCUACACAUGGCUAGAAGGUUUGUGUCUGGAGAAGAGAGUGUUCUAUAAGCUUAUAUCAGGACUUCAUGCCAGCAUCAAUUUACAUCUGUGUGCAAAUUAUCUUCUGGAAGAAACCUGGGGUAAACCUAGUUGGGGACCUAAUAUCAAAGAAUUUAAACGCCGCUUUGACCCUGUAGAAACCAAGGGAGAAGGUCCUAGAAGGCUUAAGAAUCUGUACUUUUUAUACUUGAUUGAGCUGCGAGCUUUGUCAAAGGUGGCCCCCUACUUUGAACGCUCCAUUGUCGAUCUUUACACUGGAAAUACAGAAGAAGAUGCUGACUCUAAAACCCUUCUACUGAGUAUCUUUCAAGAUACAAAGUCCUUCCCCAUGCACUUUGAUGAGAAAUCCAUGUUUGCAGGUGACAAAAAGGGGGCCAAAUCAUUAAAGGAGGAAUUCCGGUUACAUUUCAAGAAUAUCUCCCAUAUUAUGGACUGUGUUGGAUGUGACAAAUGCAGAUUAUGGGGAAAAUUACAGACUCAAGGUUUAGGAACUGCCUUGAAGAUACUAUUCUCUGAAAAAGAAAUCCAAAAGCUUCCAGAGAACAGUCCUUCUAAAGGCUUCCAACUCACGCGGCAGGAAAUAGUUGCCCUUUUAAAUGCUUUUGGAAGGCUUUCUACAAGCAUAAGAGAGUUACAGAACUUUAAAGUCUUACUACAACACAGUAGGUGCCAUUAUAUAUAAGACAAGACAGCUGUUUGGGUCUUCAUCAGCAUUGCCUUCAGCUGGAACCUUGAGCACAGUUCACACUCCCCCUCCCAGCAGUUUGGACACUGAAGUACCUGAGGAGACCAUAGCUGUUCACCAAAGGACAGGUUAGGGGCAGCAGAGCCCAGCACACACAUCCAUGUUCUGUUUUCAGUAACACCUGCAGAUGCAAGCUUUGAUUUUGUGAGCAGAAUUCCGAGUAAUUCGUUGCUGUACCAUCAGACUCCAGAAAAUGUGAAUUAAAGUACAUCUUCCUGCAA